This is a messenger RNA of Camponotus floridanus (Florida carpenter ant), 4673 nucleotides long. It is a transcript of the gene Atet, whose product is annotated as ATP-binding cassette sub-family G member 4. Gene Ontology annotation, molecular function: ATP hydrolysis activity; ATP binding; ABC-type transporter activity. Lineage: Eukaryota; Metazoa; Arthropoda; Insecta; Hymenoptera; Formicidae. Gene Ontology annotation, cellular component: plasma membrane. The transcript has 12 exons. The record is from RefSeq and is a predicted model, not a curated record. The coding region runs from base 469 to 2688 and encodes 739 amino acids.
GAGUGGAGGUGCAUAGCUCGACAGCUGAUCGUACUGGUGCGUUGUCGGGGAUCUCGGCGUUCUCUCUCGCCUCGGUCGCAGUAUACGUCGUGGUUCCGUUCAGUGCGUUCGGUCAGAUCGGUCCGGGGAUCAUCUGGUGCGUGCAUGCGUCCGCGAUCGAUCGUCCCUGGAACGGACACGGAACGACUCCGGAACGAAUAAAGUUUUAUAGUUGCUAUAGUGGUACAUCAGCAACUAGGCGCAUAAAGUCGAUACGAGUGGAGUAGAAUGUCGUGACGUACCCUUGGUUCAGUGCGAAGAAUAGUGCGAUCACUUCGUGAUCGUUUUGUACCUGAAACACAUCUCCGUUUUGAGUUUGACAGAUCGAAGGAUUUGACAGGUCAAAAAUGCAGAGCGUCAUCGUCGUGGUAUGAAUUCGGACGUCGCGACCCAUGUAGCUGAGCCCACUUUCGUCCGAGGCACGACUGGAUGAUGGCUGAUUUGAAGAAUCUUACCCUGAGUAGUGGCGGAGCAUCCAGGUACAGCGGCGAUGAGCAGGUGCAAUUUAUUCCAGGUGGAAGUAAUCAGGUGACAAUCAGAUCACCUCCUCCUUCCUUACAUCUGGAAAAUCUCAACAAUGCAGUCCACGGUGGCUCGCAGAAUAAUCUCCACUGCAGUUGCAACGGCACCACGUCGAACGGAGCUGCAUCUGCGGUGUGUACCGGUGGUGUUCUGGCCAGGAAAGUGCCGAACCAUAGCGGCGCCAGUCCCGGGCAGGGCAAUAAAAGGCCGGCGGUAUCGUUGACGCAUCUCCCGAAGAGACCUCCGGUCGACGUGGAGUUCAAGAACCUGGCCUAUAGCGUGUCCGAAGGCAGAAAGAGGGGAUAUAAAACUAUACUGAAAUGCGUAAACGGAAAAUUCAGAUCUGGAGAAUUAACAGCCAUUAUGGGGCCGUCUGGCGCUGGAAAGAGUACGCUUAUGAAUGUUUUAGCAGGUUACAAAACGUCUCAUUUGAAUGGCUCAGUACUGAUAAACGGAAAGGACAGGAAUCUCAGAAGAUUUCGUAAAAUGUCGUGCUAUAUUAUGCAGGACGAUCGACUUUUGCCUCAUCUUACCGUUUAUGAGGCAAUGACUAUAUCAGCGAAUCUGAAAUUAGGAAAAGAUAUUAGCGCGACUUCUAAGAAAGUAGUGAUUGAGGAGAUUAUCGAGACACUUGGCCUACGCGAAGCCAGCAAUACACAAACUCAGAGUCUCAGCGGAGGACAGAGGAAGAGAUUGUCGAUAGCGCUGGAGCUUGUCAACAAUCCCCCGGUUAUGUUUUUCGAUGAGCCAACUUCCGGCUUAGAUAGCUCUUCUUGUUUCCAAUGUCUCAGUUUGCUCAAAUCUUUAAGUAGAGGAGGAAGAACGAUUAUAUGCACGAUCCAUCAACCAAGUGCGCGACUGUUCGAGAUGUUCGAUCAUCUGUACCUGCUUGCCGAAGGCCAAUGUAUAUAUCAGGGCAAUGUCGGUGGCCUAGUGCCCUUUUUGUCAUCGAUGGGUCUCGAUUGUCCAAGUUAUCAUAAUCCAGCGGAUUACGUGAUGGAAGUCGCUUGCGGGGAGCACGGCGAGUGCGUUCACAAGCUCGUGAUGGCUGUGAACAAUGGCAAAUGCAAUAAUUAUCAGCUUCAUCAAACGGCCAUCUCCGCGGCGCAGACGGUUUCAAACGAUAUCGCCAAGGAGUCACCACAAGAGACAAAAACAGAAGGUGCUGCAUUGAUACCGAACGGUGUGGCAAAGCCGCCAGCUGGCACGACGAUAAUAAAUAUGCCGGUUUCUUGCACAACGUCAUUGCUAGACAGUGCGGAAAGCAUAGAGCAAAAGGUUGGCUUUCCGACGAAUGGUUGGGUGCAAUUUUGGAUACUGCUUAAAAGAACUUUUCUGUCGCAAAUGCGAGACAUGACGCUAACAAGGGUAAGAUUGAUUUCGCAUAUAAUCGUCGGUUUUUUGAUCGGGGCGAUUUAUUACGACAUCGGCAACGAGGCCUCUGAAGUUAUGAGUAAUGCUGGAUGCGUUUUCUUUACGGUGAUGUUUUUAAUGUUCACUGCGAUGAUGCCUACUAUAUUAACAUUUCCGAUGGAAAUGUCUGUAUUUGUACGAGAACACUUAAAUUACUGGUACUCGGUGAAAGCCUUUUACUUCGCGAGAACAUUGGCGGACUUGCCGUUCCAAAUGGUAUACUCUAUAGCCUAUGUGAUGAUUGUGUACUUCAUCACGUCGCAACCAUUGGAAACGGAACGUUUUCUUAUGUAUUUAAAUAUAUGUAUACUGACAUCGUUAGUCGCACAAUCUACCGGUCUGCUAAUAGGAGCGGCAAUGAGCGUGGAGACUGGGGUAUUUAUCGGACCCGUGAUGUCGGUUCCGAUCGUCCUAUUUUCCGGCUUCUUCAUCAAUUUUAACGCCGUUCCGAAAUAUUUGAAAUUCCUCUCGUACGUGAGUUAUGUGAGGUACGGUUUCGAGGGUGCCAUGAUCUCCGUGUACGGUUACAAUCGAGCGAAGCUCAAGUGUUCCGAGUACUACUGCCACUUUAAGAGUCCGACAAAGUUCCUCGAACAGAUGUCUAUGGAGAAUGCGGUCUAUUGGGUGGACGUUGUUGCUUUGGUCGGCUUCCUGCUCGGUCUCAGAGUGGUCGUUUACUUCGUGCUGAGACUCAAGCUGCGAUCCCUUCGUUAAAUUUUCUGAUUAGUAAGUCCAGGACAGACAAUAAUCACGACGUUACAAUCGUCGUUGCACCGGGACUGUGACCUGGAUAUCAUCAACGAAGAUUACAUUUUUUAACCGUGUAAAAUGAAUGACAAAAGAGACGAUUGCGCACAAAGGACAGUUCGAUCUUAGAAUCGACAAGAAUUGCUGCAUUAAUAAGUGGCGAAGAUCAUCGCAUGAAAAGAAGAUAUUGAUGAAGAGAAUAUACACGCUUCGAAUAGAAAGAUAUGAGGGAACAAAGGUAAAUUAUCUUUGAUUAAAUUAAUCGUUUGACAUGUAAACUUUGAUAUGUAAUUUAAGUCGUUAGAUAUCGCAAGAUACUUAAGUUUAUGUUUACUUUUAUUAAAGCAUAAUAUUUUUUAUUGAUUCCAUUCAUAAGAUAUGUAAUAUUAGUGCUUCGAAGAAUGUUUAAUUAUUAUUAAUGUAAUGAUUGUAAUGAUUAGGGUUUCCAAAUGUUACCAAACCGAAUCUGAUCUCUGCCAUUGGCAAAAGAAAACAUUUAUCAUAUUUUGUUUCUCCAAAUAGAAAAUAGUUACCGCGACCAAACUCAAAUCCGAUUAAAUACGGAUCACAAGUUUAGCUCGUCUAUAUAUGUAGAUAGACGUUUAAAUAAAUAGUACAGACAGGAAUUAGAUUAUGUUCAAUCUCGUAAACAACGGUAGAUCGAUCUGCGUCGCCAAACACAUCGGUUUUCCGGUAUUAAAUUAAGAUCGCAAACGUGUUUAUAGCCAAUGACACAUUAAAUAAACUCGCCAGGAGCCUUAGGCCCGUUCAAGACUCGUGUCCCUCCAACGAGAGCGUUUAAACGCGAACACAACAAAAUAGAGAGUUCUAUAGAUAAGUAGAAUAAAAGAAUCGUUAAAACGAGUCUUUUAUGAUAUUCCUAUGUUAAAUUAUACAUAGUUUGCUAUAUUUAUUUCGACCGGUAAUCUCGAAGGCAAAUAAGUAAAUUGUGUAUUUAUGAUUGUAAUAAUGUCCUUGGACAAAUGAAUAGCAGAAAAUUGUGAAAAUCGAAAGCACUUGUUCGCGAAUAACGUUUUCAUAUUAACGGUAGAAAACGCUUAUUCGUUAUUCGUCUUACAUAAUCAUACACUCGAUCUUUCUUCAUAUCGUAAUUUCAUCAAGAGUUUACCUAAUAAAUUAUACGAUAAUUAUAAAGAAAUAAGGAAAUAAGGAAAAAGAACGAAAAAUGUUUAUUGUAAAAAGCUCACACUUGACCAAUCACUAGCUGCCUGAGCGUUGCUUCUAAGUGCGAGUGUUAAAUAUUGUUACACUUACUAUAUAGUAUAUAUGGCUAUUGGGAGGAUAUUGUGUAUGUAUAGUUGCAUAAAACAGAAAAAAAGAUAGGUAGCGUUCUGUGCAUUAAUGAAUAUGUAAUUAACUCGUAUAUAUGUUUUAUAAUAUUGUAUGAUUCUUUUUCACGGCCUAUAUGUACAAUUACAUUCUGCAGAUUCAUUUAUAUGAAAGAACAGCGAUUAAAAUUAUAUCGUAUACUUUCAAUUUAAUUUACAUAUGAUUAAGAUUCGCUGAAAAUAUUACUAAUACUAAUUAAUAUCACUAACAUCACUAAGAAAUUAUAAACUUACAAGAAGCAAAGCAAUUUAUGCAUUGGUUUUGUAGACAAUAUAAAUGUAUUUUUAUUUCUAAGGGAGUUAAGCAUAUUUUGAGAGUUAAAGCACAUUUUAGUUAUAAUAUUUCUCUUAUACAUAUACUAGCGAGAUAAAUGUAAAUAAUGAAAAUAUGUUCUACUUUUUAUCUGCAUUAAGUAGUAAUAAUGACAGAAGGAUAAGAGAGAGGCAAUAGAAUCUAUCACGAAAAUUAUUUCUUCUCAUAGAACUUAUAAUUUUUUAUAUUACAGUUUAUUUAUCAAUCUCUCUCAAUGUUUUUUUAUAAUUUUAUGUGAUAUUCGUUGACAAUGAAUAUGUUUUUUAACCAAAUGAUAAUUACAUGUUGUC